GAAACCUGCAGGAAGUGCCAGGGGCUAUGGAAGGAGCACAUGAACCUUACCUGUGAACAGCUGGCUGAGAAGGAUGACAUAAAAUAUAGAACAUCUAUAGAAGAGAAAAUGACUGCAGCCCGGAUUCGAAAAUGCCAUAAGUGUGGUACUGGCCUAAUUAAAUCUGAGGGUUGCAACCGCAUGUCCUGUCGUUGUGGUGCCCAAAUGUGCUACCUCUGCCGAGCCUCCAUUAAUGGAUAUGACCACUUCUGCCAACACCCUCGAUCACCAGGGGCCCCCUGCCAGGAAUGUGCAAAAUGCUCUCUCUGGACCGACCCCACGGAAGACGAUGAGAAGAUAAUUCAGGAGAUUCAGAAGGAGGCUGAAGAGGAGCAAAAGAAGAAGAAUGGAGAAAGCAGUUUCAAGAGGAUUGGCCCUCCUGUGGAAAAGCCUGUGGAGAAAAUCCAGAGAGUUGAAGUCAUCCCACGACCAGUCCCUCAGAACCUUCAUCAGCCCCGAAUGCCUCACUAUCCCUUUGUGCAUCCACCCUUCCCACUCCCGCCCGUCCGCCCGCUGUACAACAACAUACCCCUGAACAUCGGCCCCAUCCCGGCCCCAUACGUGCCCCCCUUGCCGAACAUGCGGGUGAACUACGAUUUCCCCCAGAUCAACGUUCAGCUGGAACACAACUUGCCUAUGCACUUUGGUCCACAGCCACGGCAUCGGUUCUGAUGUGGUUCAAACAGGACUCGUCACGGAGUCUGCAGGUAGAAGCCACAACUGCCCCCAGCACCCUCUGCCCUCUGUCAUUUCCGCCAGCUGCAAGGGGAGCAGCUCUAGAUUCUCCUCCCCACACACACACAGUAUUUAAGGCUUCUAAGGUGUUUAAAUCUUUACAUCUAACCCUGCUGUGCCCUUCAGGCCAGUAUAGCUCUUAGGGCUUUUCUGUUUCAUGAAGGCUGCUCAGCCAGUGAGAGAGGGAAGUGACACCAUGUGUUCUGGGGGGAUGUAACCAUUCAGCCAGCCCUUUGUGCCAAAAACCCACCUUCCUGUCUUGAAUGCAAAGGCUGGCUGGGAGGGAGGGUGAUGUGGGGGAAGCCUGAAAUGAGUCAAAAGCUGGUACUAAGAUUCAGCUGUGCCCUCUAGCCUGGAAGAGAGGUGAUCUGUGCUUCAGGACUGAUUAUCCCUGAGAACACUCCCAGGUUUUUUCUGUAACCUGCGAUUGUCCUGAGACACAGGAGUCAGUACAAGCAAAUCUACAACUGUUUGGUCUGGAAAUGCCUGUCACUGUGAGAGUCCAGUGGUCUGAUGCAGAAGCCCCUCUCAUACUGUGAAAUACCCCCCACGCCCCAGUAUAGCGGCUACAACCCCCUUUGCUGGCUUGGUAUUGUCAGCCACAGCGUUCAGAAGUGAUACUUAAUUUCAGGUGAUCUUAGAGCAGAGGAGGGCGAAAGGGCUUCUGCAGACGGGAUCUGGUCCACGGAGGCCCUGCUGCUCCCCUGCCCUCAGGCCAAUUAAGGCUUGGGGACAGGGGAGCACCUGAAGCCUUCUCCGCUCUGCUCCUGCCCUGCAAGCCAUGUGCGGUGUGGGCAGAGCAGCGAAGGCUUCAGGCGCUACCCCACCCCACAGGUCUUAAUUGGCCUGCGGCGGGGGCGCAUGCAAAGCCUCCUCCCGCCCUGCCAGGAGCAUGUGAUGCUUUAAAGCGCUUUGCGCUGCUCAUAGGGUGCAUGGGAGAGCGGAGGAGGCUUCGCAUGGUUCGUGCCCCCAGGCCAAUCAGGGUCUGGGGGCCAGGGAAGCCGCAUUAAGUUUCCUUUGCCCUGCCCUGGCCCUGCGAGGAGCCUGCAGCCUUCAAAGUGCUAUGUGAGCCUCGCAGGGCAGGAGGAGAAUUCCUGUGCUCCCCAGGCCCUGAUUGGCUGGGGGUGGAGGAACGUGCCAAGCCUCUUCCAGGGCAAGGGUGCCUAGUGGGAAGGGGGGCCAAGGGGCUUCUUCCCCCCAUACACCCACUUCCUGUUUAGGCCCCGCGCCUUCUGGGGUUACCCGGACCUGCUUCAAAAAUGUAAGUGGCCCUCGGUCAAAAAUUAUUGCCCACCCCUGUCUUAGGCAUGAUUUUUCAGAGGGUGAGUGGCCACCUUGAAAGACCGGGUCCUUUCCACGUGGUGCAUGCGCACUCAAUCUUGGUUCUGUAGCGUAACAGAUGGUUGAAACAUACGAAUUGCUCAGAAGAUAAACAAGGCGGCCCAGGCUCAGAGUUGCAUAUAAGCUGAACUGCGUGUGUAGGACUUGCACACAAGUCCCCCUCCCUUGCAGUGACUGUGCGCACAUGAUUGCUUGCAUGUACCCGAUUGUGUACAUGAUGUGCUGUUGUGCGUACAAGCCUGGUAACCGUAUAUAUGCCCUGGGUGCCCAUCUGACUCAGAACCUGGGCCGAAAGCUUUUCAUGUAUACUUGUUGAUGGGCUGGAGGCCGACGGGCAGAGAUGCUGCCAUGGUUCAGGUACAGCUGCUCUGGACUGGGAACGUACUUCCCUCAGUAAGCGUGAUCAAGCUAGCGCACUAAAAAUAGCAACAUGGCCAAAGCAGCAUGAGCAAGGGUCUGAGUGAGCACCUAUCUAGGGUCUCAAAUGGCAUGGGCCUCAAGGCAGCUCGCCCGUCCUGCUGCCAUCGCCACUACGGUAACUCAGACCCGGGGGGUUGGGUGUGGGUAUGUCUGACUGAGCUGGAAAUGACCCCUCCAGCUCUGCUGCACGCAUACAUACUCUCAGCCACAAAACAGGCCUUUUGACACAUUCAAUACGCUUCUGAAAAUCAGUUUAACCAGCUUUCAAACCAGCC
Molecule: messenger RNA, 2810 nt
Organism: Pelodiscus sinensis (Chinese soft-shelled turtle)
Lineage: Eukaryota; Metazoa; Chordata; Testudines; Trionychidae
Source: RefSeq, a predicted model, not a curated record